Molecule: messenger RNA, 780 nt
Organism: Merops nubicus (carmine bee-eater)
Lineage: Eukaryota; Metazoa; Chordata; Aves; Coraciiformes; Meropidae
Gene: OTUD3
Product: OTU deubiquitinase 3
Exons: 6
Biological process (GO): protein deubiquitination
Molecular function (GO): cysteine-type deubiquitinase activity
Source: RefSeq, a predicted model, not a curated record
CUGUUUCGGGCGUUGGGUGACCAGCUGGAGGGGCACUCCAGGAACCACCUCAGGCACCGCCAGGAGACGGUGGAGUACAUGCUGCAGCGGAGGGAGGAUUUCGAGCCCUUCGUGGAGGAUGACGUGCCCUUCGAGAAGCACGUUACCAAUCUGGCAAAGCCUGGUACCUUUGCUGGCAACGAUGCUAUUGUGGCCUUUGCAAGGAAUAAUCAGCUGAACGUGGUUAUUCAUCAGCUUAAUGCUCCACUGUGGCAGAUCCGUGGCACAGAGAAGGCCCCUGGGAGGGAGCUGCACGUGGCCUAUCGGCACGGCGAGCACUACGACAGCGUGCGGCGGCUCAGCGACGACGCCGAGGCCCCGGCCUGCCUCCAGAUGGAGAUGCUCUGCAGAAAUGAUCUGAAUAAGAAGGAAGUAAAGCCUCAGAAAGGUGGCUCUGAAAAUGAGGCUGAAGUUGAAAUGGAAGAGGCAAUCCAAAAAGUGUGUCAGGCAACAGGGUGUUCAGAUGUUGAUUUAGUAAGCCAGAUUCUGGAAGUGGAAAACUACAACAUAGACUCUGCAAUAUUUGCCAUCUUCCAAAUGAAUGAAGUGGAAAGAAUCAGUGCUGAGGAGCAGCUUGAGCCCCAGAGCAAAGAUGAAGAGUCGUGUAGCAGAGCUGUGCAGGAGGAAAAGGGCAGCAGGUCAAGGUCCUUUGGAAACCAGAGCUUGCAUCAAGGUGAAGAAGAAACCAGCAAAGGACAGGCUGGAUCUGGUGAAGAGAAUCGAGCUAGAAGGAACCCAAAG